Molecule: messenger RNA, 927 nt
Organism: Verticillium dahliae VdLs.17
Lineage: Eukaryota; Fungi; Ascomycota; Sordariomycetes; Glomerellales; Plectosphaerellaceae
Exons: 3
Coding region: 1-927 (308 amino acids)
Molecular function (GO): protein binding
Source: RefSeq, a predicted model, not a curated record
AUGGAUCUCUAUAGCAUGCAAAAGGUCCAACGAGAGACGGCACAGCCAAAACUGGUCUCGGCCAGUAUCGACGCUCUACUCCACCCUUUCUCGAGCAUGACACACACGAACCGCCAGAUCAACGAGAUGCACGCGACCGCUACUAUUCGCCGUGGUCGAGCCCCUCAGCUCAAAGCCUUGCCAGGCGAGGCCACCUCGAAGCGAGCCGCUCCCCUCUUGUUCGACGGUGAGUCGAGCGGCCUCAGUCUGCUUAACCACCCUUCUAGCGACACGGAUGAAGAGGAAAGCGAAGAAGAGAACGGUGGUAUUCUCCUCGCCGGCCUCCCCCGUCACACGGCCAACAUCAAGCCCGGCCAGCCCCUCUUCAGCAACGAGUUUUUCGAAAUCCGCAAGUCCCCGCUCGGCGGCAUGGGCGCCUUUGCCGUACAAGACCUGAGCCCCGGCGACAUGAUCCUCACGGAACGCGCCAUUGUCCGGUCCACCGACGUGGACAGGGACCUCAUCCGAAACUUCACAAACCUGAGCCCCUCGGACCAGGGCCUCGUUCUCGACCUCGCCAUGCACAAACCCAGCCGCAUAGCCCACGACGACUCGCUGCACACCCGACUCAAGGCCAUCUUCACGACCAACUAUUUCGCCUGCACGACCAAGGCGCCCGGCCACGGCCUCUUCCUCGUCGCCUCGCGCUUCAACCACGCGUGCCGCCCGCGCAUGAACGUCAACUAUGGCUUCGACCGCGAGCGCGACGCCCUGGUCUUCACGGUGGCGGGCCGCCGGGUCCAGGCCGGCACGGAACUGACCAUCAACUACGGCAAGGACGCCGCGAGCCUGCGGGCCGUGUAUGGGUUCGAGUGUGCGUGCGGCGGCGAGUGCAAGAUUUCCCGGCAGAGGCAGGAUGCGCGCGAGUGGGGGAUUGACCUGCAGUGA